AUGGAGAUCAAGGAAAAAAAAGGCAGAAAGCUCUUCUUAUUUGUAUUGAAUCGUCUCACCAUCAUCAAAUUUCACCUCACUCAGACACGACCCUUGCCAUCUCUCUCCCGGUUCUUCAUAAAACCCAAUUACCGUUCUUCCAUAAAUUUCUACCUUACGCAUAAAAGACCAGCCAUCAACAUCUUCACCUCUUCAUUGUUCCGCAGCUACAACACAUUUACAGUAUUCUUCACCAACAAGAAUAGCACAACGACAUCUUGCAGUAACUUCAGCAUCCUUGCUCCGAUAAUUUUGGCUUUUCGAAUUGCAACAGGGAAUCCCUGUUUCGCAUACAGCGUCAGGCGAGCCACAUGCAACGGUCCUCUAGCGCAUCAUGCAUUCAUUAACAACAAGGUUUGGUACUUGAGGUCAAUGGUCACAGGAUUGGGGUUUCACUCAGGCAUCAGUGUUUCAUCUCUUUGCAACCUUAUCUCAUCUAAAGACUCAUGGGAUACAAACAAAAGCAUUGAAGGUCAUCUUCAUGUGCUCAUCAUCUCCAUAGGGAUUAGAGUUAUUUUCCUAAUCACGUGGAAUUCAAGAGGGAUCCGUGAAGUUUGUUCAUCAGUUCAUCUUAUCAUCAAAGAGAUUCCAUUAGUGCUUGAGGUACGAGAUUAUGGAAGACAUCUUGGUGUAUUCAUGGAACCUUAA
Vicia faba (fava bean) is the source of this 687-nucleotide messenger RNA. The record is from the annotation of a GenBank genome assembly. NCBI's taxonomy places the organism in Eukaryota, Viridiplantae, Streptophyta, Magnoliopsida, Fabales, Fabaceae.